Neofelis nebulosa (Clouded leopard) is the source of this 2284-nucleotide messenger RNA. It is a transcript of the gene UNKL, whose product is annotated as unk like zinc finger. The transcript has 15 exons. Bases 31 to 2229 code for a protein of 732 amino acids. Gene Ontology annotation, molecular function: metal ion binding. The record is from RefSeq and is a predicted model, not a curated record. Lineage: Eukaryota; Metazoa; Chordata; Mammalia; Carnivora; Felidae.
CGCAUGCGCGCUGCAUUGUUUUGACUGAAAAUGCCGUCGGUUUCGAAAGCGGCGGCGGCGGCGCUGAGCGGGUCCCCCCCGCAGACGGAGAAGCCGACCCACUACAGGUAUCUAAAGGAAUUUAGGACAGAGCAGUGCGCCCUGUUUGUGCAGCACAAGUGCGCCCAGCACAGGCCAUUUACCUGUUUCCAUUGGCAUUUCCUAAAUCAGCGUCGGCGCAGACCGCUCCGCAGGCGCGACGGCACCUUCAACUACAGCCCGGACGUGUACUGCUCCAAGUACGACGAGGCCAGCGGCGUGUGCCCCGACGGCGACGAGUGCCCGUACCUGCACCGGACGACCGGGGACACGGAGCGCAAGUACCACCUGCGCUACUACAAGACCGGGACGUGCAUCCACGAGACGGACGCCCGUGGCCACUGCGUCAAGAACGGGCUGCACUGCGCCUUUGCGCACGGCCCGCUGGACCUGCGGCCGCCCGUGUGUGACAUCAGGGAGCUGCAGGCCCAGGAAUCCUUGCAAAGUGGCCAGCUUUGCGCUGGGGACGGCGUCCCUGAUUUGCAGCCCGGGGCCUUGGCCAGCCAGGCCAUGAUCGAGAAGAUCCUGGGCGAGGACCCCAGGUGGCAAGACGCCAGUUUCGUGCUGGGCAGCUAUAAGACAGAGCCGUGUCCGAAGCCACCGCGUCUGUGUCGCCAGGGCUAUGCGUGUCCGCACUACCACAACAGCAGGGACCGGCGGCGGAGCCCGCGAAGGUUCCAGUACAGGUCCACGCCGUGUCCGAGCGUGAAGCACGGUGACGAGUGGGGUGAGCCCGCGAGGUGUGACAGUGGGGACAGCUGUCAGUACUGCCAUUCCCGCGCGGAGCAGCAGUUCCACCCGGAGAUCUACAAGUCUACAAAGUGCAACGACAUGCGCCAAACCGGUUACUGCCCCCGGGGCCCCUUCUGCGCCUUCGCACACGUGGAAAAGAGCCUCGGAACGGCCAACGGCUGGGGCUGCCCGGCACCCGCCCGCAGCUCCGCGGCCAGCAGCGGCCAGCCCGUGCACGCGAAGAGGAGAGAGUCACCUGCCGAGGGCAGCCACAAGGCCGCUGAGCAGGACAGCAAGCAGAACCACCUGCCGGUGUCCACAGGGGCUCAUCCGCUUGCCCCCAGCCUGGGUUCCAGCGUGGCAUCCAGCGCCGGCUCUGGCAGCUCCUCCCCGGCCGCCCUGCCCUCGGCUCCCCGCACCCACCCGCCUGAGCCCGCCCCAGGCCCCGCUGUGGAUCUUCAUCCCGGCGAUGUCAGCCUCGCACCCCUAGAUAAGGAGCUGGAGGAGCAUGACCUGGGCGACCUGGGACCGGCAGGUCCGCGGUCGCCGGGGGGCUCGGCACCCGUCACCAUCCCCGGCCGCCUGCCCCGCUCCCCGUCCCUGCUGUCGUCCCCCUCAGUGUCUGCCUCCCCACUCAGCUCGCUCUCCCAGUCUCUGUCAGGGCCCCUCGUCUCUUCGGCCAUGACGCCCCCCCAGCAGCCGCCGGCCCUCACGUCGGAUCCCGGGGCGCUGGGCUCCUCGGCUGCGUCUUACAGCUCCUUAGGCUUGAACGGCGUCCCCGGGAGCAUCUGGGACUUUGUUUCCGGCAGCUUCUCUCCCAGCCCGUCCCCCAUCCUGAACGCCGGCCCUGCCCCCGCCUCAAGCGCCAGCCCGAGCGGAGCGGAGCUGGCCCGGGUCAGGCGGCAGCUGGACGAGGCCAAGAGGAAGAUCCGGCAGUGGGAGGAGUCCUGGCAGCAGGUGAAGCAGGCCUGUGACGCGUGGCAGCGGGAGGCCAAGGAGGCCAAGGAGCGGGCGCUGGCGGCCGACAGCGCGCGGCAGCUGGCGCUGCAGAAGAAGGAGGAGGUGGAAGCCCAGUUCCGGAGGCUGCGGGAGGAGCUGGAGGGCCGAGGGCCCGGCGCUGCGCUCCCGGGGCUGCCGCGCUGUGCCGACCUCGGAGCCACCCCCCUCCCCAAGCUGCACUCGCUGCAGACUCGGCUGCGCCUGGAUCUGGAAGCCGUGGACGGGGUGAGUGAUCCUCCAGCUUCGAGCCAAGCAGUGCGCCGUGUGCCGGGAGCGGGCCCGCGGCGGCGCCCUGCAGCCCUGCGCCUGCUGCGAGGGCCCACCGCUCCCAUGGUGACCGCCGCGUCCUCACCGGCCCCUCGGGCGCCCCCGGGCUCCGGAACGACGGGGGCUCGCGGACCUGACGCACCGGGACCCUGACCAGCACUUUGUAAACCGGGGGAUUUAGACGUUCUAAGUUGCUGUAAGCUGCUUC